CUUAGAGGUUUUUUUUUUUUUUUUUUAAAUUUUUUUUUGUGUUCGGUGCUGGGAAGAGGCUGUAUGUGAGGGAAAGCUGAGGCCAGUACAUUAUUCCCUUUCUCUGUGGGGUAGUUUGAGCUGAGAUACUUUUGCGGGAUGGCUUUCUUCCUACCUGUCAAGAUAAAGAUGCCCCCCUUUUAUGUUUUCAGCUCUGCUAACAAGUGUAAAAAUGCCACUGACGAUACACUGAAACCAAGGCAUCAUGUUUUGUUCUCUGGGGAAGGGAAAUCCCGUCGCCAGCUUCUUUUAGGAUGUAGUAGAACCCCAAUUGUAUGGUUCAUAGCACUAAACAGUUGCAGCUUUGGUUUGUCACCAGCUUGGGCUGGAGAAGAAGAAUCAAAGGCACAAGAUAAAGGGGGUGUCAUUGGGGCAUUCAAGUCAUUGUUCGACUCAAAAGAGAGAACCAAAUCCGGGAAAGUCUUGCCGAAGGCCUACUUGAAGUCAGUGAAAGAAGUGGUUAGGACACUGCGCGAAUCCUUAAGGGAGGAUCCCAAUGACAUGUCCAAGUUCAGGAGGACGGCCGAUGCUGCAAGGGAGUCGAUUAGAGGAUUCCUGGGUGGGUGGAGAGGAGAGAAAACCGUUGUCCACGAGGAAUCGUACGAGAUGUUGGAGAUAGCAAUAAGACGUUUAGCCAACUUUUACUCGCAGGCUGGCCCUUCUGCACCCCUUCCUGAGAAUAUUAAAGCCGAUAUCUUAAACGAUCUGAAGAAAGUAGAAGAUUAUUUGUAACAAAAUGAGCGUUCACGUAAGAUACUGUAAAUGAAAAAUCAUUACUUUGACUGAAAUUUCUUGUAAAAACAUUAUUUUGGUCUAAAUUUUCCGAAAUACUACCAAAACGUAUCACAGAUUGCUCUUAUUUAAAUGG
Molecule: messenger RNA, 907 nt
Organism: Cuscuta campestris
Lineage: Eukaryota; Viridiplantae; Streptophyta; Magnoliopsida; Solanales; Convolvulaceae
Source: the annotation of a GenBank genome assembly